AUGGGGGAUGUGACACUCGGUUUCUCCCGCAGGUUCCAGCGCGGGGACUACACGGUGGAGGUGAGCAUCAACGACUACCUGGACAUCUACUGCCCGCACUACGAGGAGCCGCUGCCCGAGCGCAUGGAGCGCUACGUGCUCUACAUGGUCAACUACGAGGGCCACGUCUCCUGCGACCACCGGCAGCGCGGCUUCAAGCGCUGGGAGUGCAACCGGCCCGACUCCCCCAACGGGCCCCUCAAGUUCUCCGAGAAGUUCCAGCUCUUCACCCCCUUCUCACUGGGCUUUGAGUUCCGGGGUGGCCACGAGGCCCACUUAAUUUCCGCGUCCCCCCCGAACGUGGUGGACAAGCCCUGCCUGAAGCUGAAGGUUUAUGUUCGGCCAACAACCGCGUCCCCCCCGAACGUGGUGGACAAGCCCUGCCUGAAGCUGAAAGUUUAUGUUCGGCCAACAACUGACGAGCCUGGAGACAUCAAGCUGAAGGAGAUCUUCGAGACUCCCUCCGAGAUCGCCCUGGUCCUGGAGCUGGUGACGGGAGGAGAGCUCUUCGACAGGAUCGUGGAGAGGGGGUUCUACAGCGAGCGGGACGCGGCUCAUGUCGUCAAGCAGAUCCUGGAGGCUGUUUCGUAUCUGCAUGAAAACGGAGUCGUCCACCGGGACCUGAAGCCGGAGAACCUGCUCUACGCAGACCUGUCCCCCGACGCGCCCCUUAAAAUCGGUGACUUCGGGCUCUCCAAGAUCGUGGAUGAACAGGACACCAUGAAAACCGCCGUGGUGGCCUCCAGCCGCCUGGGCAACCACGGCCACCACGACUGCUCCCGCAGCGGGCGCAGCCAGCAGGGGGGCCCCCCUGUCCCCCCCCUGUCCCAGGGCACAGGGACCACCAGCCCUGAAGCCACCAGCACCACCGAGGAGCUCGAGGCCUUCCGGAGCGACGUGCCCGCGGUGCCCGUGCCCGGCGGCAGGAGCUGA
This is a messenger RNA of Chaetura pelagica (chimney swift), 972 nucleotides long. RefSeq names its product ephrin-A2 (gene EFNA2). The transcript has 11 exons. Gene Ontology annotation, cellular component: plasma membrane. The record is from RefSeq and is a predicted model, not a curated record. Lineage: Eukaryota; Metazoa; Chordata; Aves; Apodiformes; Apodidae. The coding region runs from base 1 to 972 and encodes 323 amino acids. Gene Ontology annotation, molecular function: ephrin receptor binding; protein kinase activity; ATP binding. Gene Ontology annotation, biological process: protein phosphorylation; ephrin receptor signaling pathway; osteoclast differentiation.